GCCUUGCGUGCAUCCGGACCCCCGUCUCUUCCCCCCGGGCCUAGCCAUGCUUUGUCGGGCUCUGCUCUUCCUUUCCAGCGGGCUCUGCGCUUGGGGUUUCAACCUGGACUCCAAGGCGCCGACGGUUUUGGUCGGCCCCCCGGGCAGCUUUUUUGGCUUCUCCGUGGACUUUUACCUCCCGGAAGAACAGAGUGGCAGCAUCCUUGUUGGGGCACCCAAGGCUGAAACAGGCCAGCCAGAAAUUACGCAAGGAGGUGCGGUUUUCUAUUGUCCCUGGCAUCUUGGCAACAACAGCUGCACAACCAUUGAAUUUGAUAGCAGCAAAGGAUCCCGUUUGGAUGAACUCAAUGGGACGCUGGAGCAGAUGGAAUUUAAAUCUCUUCAAUGGUUUGGAGCCACGGUGCGAUCACACGGCAAAUCCAUCUUGGCCUGUGCCCCCUUGUACAGCUGGCGGACAACUAAGGAUGAACCUCAACAAGAAGUUGUGGGCACAUGUUACCUGUCAAUCAACAACUUUACUAAAUUUGUGGAAUAUGCUCCUUGCCGCUCAGAUCUGAACUCCCCUGCUGGACAAGGCUAUUGUCAAAGUGGUUUCAGUGCUGAAUUCACAAAGGCAGGAAGGGUUCUUCUCGGUGGCCCUGGAAGCUACUUCUGGCAAGGCCAAGUGAUCUCAGCAACUCAAGAGGCCAUUGAAGAAUCCUAUGACCCUGAGUAUUUAAUCGUUGUGGUUAAAGGAGAGCUCAAAACACAACAGACUCACCUCAAAGCGGAUGACAGUUACCUAGGCUAUUCUGUGACUGUAGGUGAAUUCAGCGGAGAUGCCACUGAAGAUUUUGUGGCUGGUGUGCCCAAAGGAAAUCUCACCUAUGGAUAUGUAACAAUUUUAAAUGGAAGUGACAUUCGACCAUUAUACAACUUUUCUGGAGAACAGAUGGCUGCCUAUUUUGGGUAUGCUGUGGCUGUCAUGGAUAUCAACAGUGAUGGACUGGAUGACCUGUUGAUCGGUGCCCCCUUGUUUAUGGAAAAAACGGAAGAUGGCCUUGUUCAGGAGGUGGGCAGGGUCUAUAUCUACCUGCAAAAGACAUAUGGCAUGGAGCCCAGUGCAUCAGCUGUACUGACCGGUCACCAAGAGUUUGGCCGCUUUGGCAGUGCUAUAGCCUCAUUGGGAGACCUCAACCAGGAUGGCUACAAUGAUGUGGCCAUCGGAGUGCCAUUUGGCAGACCGGGAAAACAAGGAAUGGUCUAUGUGUAUAAUGGCCAACAGAACGGGCUGGACUCCAAGCCGUCUCAAGUAUUGCAAGGCUCCUGGUCACCUGGUCAAGUCCCAGACUUCUAUGGAUUUGCUUUGCGUGGGGCCAAAGACCUGGAUGGAAACGGUUACCCAGAUCUAAUUGUGGGGGCCUUCGGAGUGGAUAGAACCAUGGUUUACAGAGGACGCCCCAUUGUUCAUGCCAGUGCCACUCUCAGCAUCUUCCCUACUAUGUUUAAUCCUGAGGAACGGGCAUGCACCCUGGAGGGAACUGGCACCCCUGUGGCAUGCAUCAACUUGAGUUUCUGUCUGAAUGCAUCUGGGAAGCAUGUUCCUGAUUCCAUUGGGUUCGCUGUGGAGCUGCAUCUCGACCGCCUCAAACACAAAGGAGCAAUAAAGCGGGCCCUCUUCCUGAGUUCCCAGCAAUCCCACCUCAUUCAGAGCCUCCAGGUCCGCAAUGGAGCCAGUUCAGAGUGCCGUGAGAUGAAGAUUUACCUGAGGAAUGAGUCAGAAUUCCGGGACAAGCUCUCCCCCAUCCACCUGUCACUGAACUUCUCGCUGGAUCCGGAGGCGCCACCCGAUGCACAUGGCCUACAGCCCAUCCUUAACUACCACACACGCCACCACAUUGAACAGAAGGCCCAAAUUCAGCUGGACUGUGGAGAGGACAAUGUCUGUGUCCCUGACCUGCAACUUGAUGUCUUUGGGGACCACACUGUUGCCUAUCUGGGAGACAAGAAUACAGUGAACCUUUCGUUCCGUGCGGCGAAUCGUGGAGAAGGUGGUGCCUAUGAAGCUGAACUCCAUGUGACAAUCCCACCCGAGGCAGACUAUACAGGAGUUCAACGCAACUAUGGGAACAUUUCCAGCCAGAGCUGCCACUAUGAUACCAUGAAUGACACAAAUAUGGUUAUCUGUGACCUUGGCAAUCCAAUGAAAGCAGGUGUCAGCCUCUGGGGAGGCUUGCGUUUUACUGUGCCCCGUGUCACCGAUGCUAAACCAUCCAUCCAGUUUGAUUUCCAGAUUCACAGCAAGAACGCCAACAAUUCUCACAGCGAAGUGGAAUCAUUUGUCCUGCACGUCGAGGCUGCCUUUCACCUUUCAUCCCAUGGAGCAUCCAUGCCAGACACUGUAUCUCUACCUGUGUCUGGUUGGGUCCCAGGUAGAUCAAUGCAGCGUGAACAAGAUGUCGGUCCUGGGGUCUGCCACGUCUAUGAGUUUGUCAACGAGGGGCCCAGCGCCAUCAGUGAAGGAGUGUUAGACAUCAGCUGUCCUCUCCGAGUGCAAGGACGAGCUAUACUGUAUGUGACAAGCUACACAGUGCCGGCAAAUUGUACCUCCAGCAGUCCCAUUAAUCCAUCACAUCUGCAGCUGGAGCAACCUCCAACACCUUUUCCUGGACAGGAGCAGCACUAUGUGCAGAAGCAAGAUGGAGGCACUUUCCCUCUGAAGUGUGAUGAAGAUGAAUGUUUCCAACUACACUGCCGCACGGGAGCGUUGCAACGGCAAGAAAGUGUCAGCUUACGCCUCUGUUUUCGUAUCUGGUCCAAAAGCUUUCAACAGAAAGAGAACUAUCCCCAGGCUAUCCAGUGUGAAGCCGUCUAUCAUAUGCAAAAGGUGCCCUACAAAAUUCAGCCUCUAGAGCACUCCACCACUCAUCUGAAGGUGUCAACAUCACUCCAUUGGGCUAAGGCAGAGACUAGCCAAGGUGUUCCUCUAUGGAUCAUCAUCUUAGCCAUCCUGAUUGGACUGCUGCUGUUGGCACUGCUCAUCUAUGUGUUGUACAAGCUGGGCUUUUUCAAACGCUCCCUUCCUUAUGGCACAGCCAUGGAGAAAGCUCAGCUGAAACCACAAGCAGCUUCAGAGGCCUAGCGGGUUCAGCGUUGCCUUCUAUGUG
Protobothrops mucrosquamatus (brown spotted pit viper) is the source of this 3146-nucleotide messenger RNA. RefSeq names its product integrin subunit alpha 5 (gene ITGA5). NCBI's taxonomy places the organism in Eukaryota, Metazoa, Chordata, Lepidosauria, Squamata, Viperidae. Gene Ontology annotation, molecular function: integrin binding. Gene Ontology annotation, cellular component: external side of plasma membrane; integrin complex. The record is from RefSeq and is a predicted model, not a curated record. The transcript is spliced from 30 exons. Gene Ontology annotation, biological process: cell-matrix adhesion; angiogenesis; cell-cell adhesion. Bases 47 to 3121 code for a protein of 1024 amino acids.